Messenger RNA from Mya arenaria, 768 nucleotides. RefSeq lists its product as uncharacterized. The transcript has 4 exons. The record is from RefSeq and is a predicted model, not a curated record. Bases 119 to 655 code for a protein of 178 amino acids. Lineage: Eukaryota; Metazoa; Mollusca; Bivalvia; Myida; Myidae.
CGAAGUGACAAAACUAAAGGUAGAUAACCAGGCUCUUACUUCGGAACUCACUUCAUUGAAAAACAGAGUUUCACGCCUUGAAGAUUGUGCAGCAGAUAUUUGUGAAAUUCAUUGGCGGAUGUGGUCAGAAUGGACGGUGUGGUCUAACUGUGCUGGGCAAUGUACUGGUGGGUACAGUACAAGACACCAGACAAGGACCAGAACCCGGGUGUGUAAUAUAAAUGACCCACAAGGACAAUUGUGUCACGGUGACACAUCACAAAACGAGACAAGACCGUGCAGCUCAGUUGAAUUACAUGGUUGCCUGAAUCCACAAAAUGCAAAAGACAACAGCGACCCCUAUGCGUAUGGUGUGGCGUACAACUUCAGGGACGAGUUGGCACAGAGCACGUGCGCCGGGCUGUUAACAACACCUUCACAUGUUGCUGCAAUACGGCGUAAUUGCUACAGCGGGCAGGCCGCACAGUGUUCUACUAUCUGUCAUAACAAUGGGUAUGCAUGUGUUGAUGAGCUGCACGUUUACAUUCCUGGAACAGUUUUAAACCCCAACAAAACUGAGGACACCCAUGUAGGGCUGUCCAUGUACCGUUAUUUCUCAUGCACAUUUGGUGAUGGGCAUUGUGGUCCAAAUUACUGUUGCUGUACAUGGCCAUAAACAUCUCAGUUCGGUGAAUGAAACUGCAAAGCACUAUAGAAAAACACAAUAUAAAACACGUAUUUCAAAUUUGUUCUUUUUUUCCAUCAGAAAUAAAUCUUUUAACCAUCGAA